Molecule: messenger RNA, 3206 nt
Organism: Neolamprologus brichardi
Lineage: Eukaryota; Metazoa; Chordata; Actinopteri; Cichliformes; Cichlidae
Source: RefSeq, a predicted model, not a curated record
AUGUUGCCUCAGGGCAACAUCGAGUCUCUUCAGAGCUGCCUCUGUGAACACGCUGGAAACUACACCUUCAACAGAGCCAAGCUGAUGAACGCCGGUUUCCGGGAGGCCAUGAAGGAGGAGGACUGGGACUGUCUCUUCUUCCACGAUGUGGACCUCAUUCCAGAAGACGACCGGAAUACGUACGUCUGCGACUCGAACCCCAAGCACGCGGCCAUCGCCAUGGACAAGUUCGGCUACAAGUAUCGACACGUCCGAGCGUCCUGCGACGUGACUAAUAUGCGACACAAACGCUACAAAAAAGUGGAUGUCGAGGCGACGAUAUCCCUGCUGCUCUGUCAUGAUUUUGCUGUAAUCGAGCAGCUGUGCUGUUUCUCCUGGAGGAUUGAAGAUGCUCUGCUUCGUGUGUCUGUCAGGUUCAACAUGCUCGCUAAGACGCGUCAGACCUGGAAGACGGACGGGAUGAACACGGUGGAAUACGAGGUCAUCUCGCGGGAAUAUCUGCCCCUGUACACCAACAUCACCGUGAACAUCGGCACGGAGGUCGGCCUGCACCCGCCGCCCCGGACUCACGGGCCUGCUCCCAAGGCCGACGCGAAAGACGCCGCUGAAAAGCUCAAAGAGAAGUAGUUCUCGCUACUCUCGCUUCAGACGGAUAAUCCUAUCAGUACAUGCUGUAUGAAGGUGUUGGGUUUUUUUCCUCUAGAUUUUUCUUCUGUAAGUUUUGUCGCCCGAGUGUCGCUCUGCCUUCACGUCGUCGGGCGUGCUGGAUGAUGAAACGCUUAAAUCUGUUAAAGAUGGAUCAGCUCUUCUAAGUGACGUGCCGCUUCCUCCGGUCCUGCUCUAAUUUAUUCUUCUGAGGGAGCCGCAGCCGAGAGAGGGGGCGGGGCUAACAGUUGGACUCUAUGAGUUUAUAUAUCUGCAGCGCUGUGGUCGCUGGUUUAACCGUGUGAGGCCUUAGAAUCUAUUUUUUUGUCUCGUCUUUUCACUCGUACCUUACUCUGCCGAGGACGGUGGAUUUGAAGGCGCAGCAGUCGCACUGUGUCAGACUCUCGUCUCAAAGCUUCUGUGCUUCUGUUACAGUCAAGGCAAAGUUCUCGUGCACACCUGUCUGUGAACACCUUUAUUUUACAAAGACAAACGUAUCUUUUAAGAUAAUAGAUGAGUUUGUGGGAGUACAGCGGGAGUGAUUUCAUGGUGUAGAUGAAGUUGCGGCUCCUCUUUUUUUCAGCCUUUUACACCAUCUCCUUAAACUUCAGUAUGUCUGACGUCUUCUGAUUGAAUUCAUCUCUUCUGAGUUCAGUGGGGUUAAACUUUGCAUCAAAAUGGAGUCUUUUUUUCUUUUCUCUGACGCUUUAUAUGCAGUGAGUUUAGAUGUGACACUAAUGAUCCUCAAUCUGCACAAAUCUGGGAAAUUAAAUGGAACGAUGAAAUUCAAUGGUCACAUUUAUUAAGCUAAUCAAACAUUAGAAGAAAAGUGUAAUCAAUAUUUAAGGCCAAUGACAUUGGGCAAUAUUUGGGGUACUUUAUGUAAAUCCUGGUGUUUUUAAUAAUUGUUAAAAUCCUUUGGAAGAGGUUUCAAGAGAUGACGACACACUUUAGUGUAAUGCCAGUUACAUUACGAGUCACCUUAAAUAAGAACUUGUUGAUGGAGCUAAAUAGAAAUGUAAGAAGUUGGUGGUGAAACACUGCCCCCAGUGGUCAAAGUUGUAGUUACAUUUUGUAACUUUAAGGUGCCUUUAAACUAUUUUAAUUACUGAAACAAGAACACUGAAUGAUGGCCUUGCAGGAUAUUCAGCUUCCAGGUUUUUCCUGUAACAGCGAGUCAUUUUGGUACAAAUUAUUUGAUAAAACUGGCACCUGCUUUACCUGUUAACCACAGAAAUAUCAGCAGCCACCCACCCAAAUAGUGUUUAUGAGGCAAGUAUGGAGGGCAAAGUUUGUGUGUGUGUGGGGGGGGGACAUGCAUUUAUUUUUGUAAUUUAAACUAAAUAAAUAAAUAAAAUGUGGUUUGAAAAUGUAAACAUUCGAUUUUUAUGUAAUACAGAUUAUGUAGACGACAUGAGCUCAGUCUUGAUUAUAACUGGUUAACUGGCCAAACAGAAUUGAAAAAACACUAAUGUAAGUAUGAAUAAUGCAUGCAGGUGUUGAAUAUUAUUAUUUUUUAACAAACUGUGCACCAACACGGAAAUGGCUCAAAUGUAGUAUUUAACAAGAAAGUAUUUAUUUUCUUGUUAAAUUAUGCCUUUAUUUUGUUAGUCCUCAUUGUAUCCUACAUAUGCCUCAGUUUCUUCCACUGACAGAUCUGUGUAUGUGGGGGGGGUCGUCACCAGUGGGGCUGUAAAACCAAAGAGGAUGCUGACGGUGUGAAAAGCUGUGAAAUAAUAAAGUAUAGUCCAAAUAUUUGUGUAACACUGUCGGUGCAGAAACACUACAGACCACACAGGUAUCAGACAGACUGUAUGUAAAAGAUGGCAGAGAUCUGUGGACUUCCUGUUUCAUGUGACGGUCCAGAAUGAGCGGGCCUCUGAGGAGUCGCAGAACCAGCAUGUACAUUUAUUAAAGUAAAAAUGUUUUUGAUGGAAAGGAUUGAUGUGAUGUCACAGUGGCUCCGUCCAUCAUUUAUAUACAGUCUAUUAUCUGCAGCAGACUUCUGUACGACGCGAUGAACAGGAAGCAGGAAGCAGAAGUGAGCCUCAACUGGCUCUACAUGUGAGUGCAGUCCUUUUUUUGGGGCCACCUGCUGGUCGUUAGAAAAGAUUGCAGGUUUAAGGCACGAUGCUACAGCCAUCUUUUAUAUACAGUUUGUGGACGGGGAUCAUUUUUGACGAUUUUUGGGGUUUUUUUGCUCUGUAAAGACCUUCGUUUUGUCCUGUCCUGUGUCGUUUGAAGACUAUGACUUUACUAUGAAAUCAUAUUCAACCUUUGGCCUUACACACUCAUAUAAUAUCAUCUAUAUAUCUGUACUGGGAGUUAGCAUGCAUGGCCAAGAACAACUUAGUGCUGAAGUUGAUACAUAUCAGUGCUCACUUCAAACAUAUGAAGCAUGCUGUGUUGUGAACUGGAAACUUGUAUUUUGAGCAUUUUCUUCAGCGUAUCAAGCCGCCUCUACCUGUGAAUAUGUUUGAUUCUUUAAGCUGCUUAAACGUUUGCUUUGGUUUGACUCCGUUCUGAUGUGAAAAUAGAAAUCCGUAGCCGCAGAGUGAAGU